Messenger RNA from Anthonomus grandis grandis, 1569 nucleotides. RefSeq names its product carbonic anhydrase 13 (gene CAH1). The coding region runs from base 239 to 1039 and encodes 266 amino acids. Lineage: Eukaryota; Metazoa; Arthropoda; Insecta; Coleoptera; Curculionidae. Gene Ontology annotation, molecular function: carbonate dehydratase activity; zinc ion binding. The transcript is spliced from 7 exons. The record is from RefSeq and is a predicted model, not a curated record. Gene Ontology annotation, cellular component: cytoplasm.
UCUGAAACGUGGUGGGGGCAGAAGCGCAUCCUUUCGGUCAAAGCCUACCACACUACUAACUAUACGAUACGGGUUUAUUUACAAACAUACUGUGAAGCUUUGAAAAGUAAGAAAGAGCUUUCUACAGGUUGACCUCUGACUAUAAGAAGGAAGCGGGUUUUUAAACUUGCUUUAAGGUAUAUAUUGUGUACAAGAGAAUCGAAGAGUUUGAUCUGUUUUUUUAUAUAUAUUGUUCAGGAUGCCACUCGAGUGGGGAUAUAAUCAAGAAAACGGGCCAGAAAAGUGGCCACACACUUACCCAGAAGCAGCAGGCACCAGGCAAAGUCCAAUUGACAUCAAACCAGUAGAUCUUAAAACACUUAAUUCAAACAGGAAACUUUCUUGGAAAUAUAUUCCAGAACAUACCAAUGAGGUGUCCAAUCCUGGUUACUGCUGGAAAGUGAGUGUCGAUGGAAGAGGUUCUGAAUUAUCUGGAGGACCUUUGGAAGGAACGUAUGUGUUGGAACAGUUCCAUUGCCAUUGGGGUAAAACGAAUAAUGAGGGAUCUGAACAUACGAUUAAUGGGAAGAAAUUUGCUGGCGAAUUACACUUGGUGCACUGGAACUCCACCAAAUACUCCAGUUUUGAAGCGGCAGCAAAACAUUCAGAUGGAUUAGCAGUACUAGGAGUAUUCCUCAAACCAGGUAAAAAGCACAUGGAACUAGACAAGAUCGUAAAUCAACUGAGCAAGAUUCAGUAUCGUGGUGAAAGUGCUAAAAUCCUAGUACCAAUCAACCCUGGAGCACUUCUUCCUGAGGAUAGUGGCUACUACACUUAUCAGGGUUCUUUGACAACACCCCCAUGUUCAGAGUGUGUCAUUUGGAUUGUUUUUAAGGAACCUGUGGAUAUAUCGCAGGAGCAGCUUGAAGCCUUCAGAAGCCUCAGGUGCUACAGCUCAGAAGACAUUUGCCCCUGCGACGAGUUCAAGGGGUUCGUAAAAACCAAUUUCAGACCAACCCUGCCAUUAGGACAAAGAGAGGUUAAGGAAUGCCGACAGUGAAUCACCUCAAGAAGAGAAGUGAAGACAAAGAAAAGAAGCAAAGUGAAGAACAAAUUCAAGAAUAUUUUUCCAAGACCAAUCAGAAUAUUCCUUGUUUAUUUUCUGAUCAUUCAAGGUUAAUAGAGUAAAAAUAUUCCAUGAAUAAAUGCAUUCUUGUAGUAGAUAUUCUGAUUCUAUAAUCAAAUGUUCCUAGAAUACUCAUGGAACGUCUAUUUCGGUCUGGGAUAAUAUUAUUUUUACAAGAGUUUGAUCUGUUAAGGUAUAUCUUUAGCACAUAGCUUUAACAUAUAAUAGGUAUAUAUUAUACAGGUCUUUUUUGUUAGAUGCCUGCAAUGCACGUGCAAUUUUGGUUGUUAAGAAGCAAAAUGUGAUAGAGAGUAAGCUGUGCAAUUAAAUUAUAUUUUUCAAGCAUAUAUUUAAACGCGAUGGGCGUGCCUUAAUAUUGUUAGACGUAAGUGCUUACGUAGAGUAUAUUAUGUUUAUGUAUCGCGACUUCCGAUAUAAUUAAAAGGUGAUUAUCCCAAGCAGUA